Helianthus annuus (common sunflower) is the source of this 1577-nucleotide messenger RNA. RefSeq names its product CAAX prenyl protease 1 homolog. Gene Ontology annotation, molecular function: metalloendopeptidase activity. Bases 132 to 1406 code for a protein of 424 amino acids. Gene Ontology annotation, cellular component: endoplasmic reticulum membrane. The transcript is spliced from 14 exons. Gene Ontology annotation, biological process: CAAX-box protein processing. The record is from RefSeq and is a predicted model, not a curated record. Lineage: Eukaryota; Viridiplantae; Streptophyta; Magnoliopsida; Asterales; Asteraceae.
CUAUACGAACAUUAGGGUUACAUAUUUAUUUCAUUAAUUUCAUUCACGACUCGAUAAACCAACCACUUCUGGAUUGACCAAAACCUCAAUCUCUCUCACCGAUCCUCUCCAUCUUCUUCUCCGCCACAGUCAUGGCGUUUCCAUACAUGGAAGCUGUAGUCGGGUUCAUGAUAUUGAUGUACAUCUUUGAGACGUAUCUAGAUUUGAGACAACAUGCCGCUCUCAAGCUGCCAAACCUUCCUAAAACAUUGGAAGGGGUGAUUAGCCAGGAGAAAUUUGAAAAAUCUAGAGCUUAUAGUAUUGACAAAAGUAAUUUUCACUUCGUUAGCCAGUUUGUAACAAUAGCGAUGGACUCUGCUAUUUUGCUCUAUGGUGUUUUGCCUUGGUUUUGGAAGAAAUCGGGUAGUGUUUUGGAUUCUACUGGCCUUGAUGCAGAAAAUGAAAUAUAUCAUACACUCGCAUUUCUGGCUGGUGUUAUGAUUUGGUCUCAGAUAACAGACUUGCCAUUUUCUCUCUACUCAACGUUUGUAAUUGAGGAGCGACAUGGUUUUAACAAGCAAACAAUAUGGCUGUUCAUUCGAGACAUGAUAAAGGGCAUGAUCUUGGCUAUAGUAAUAGGACCACCCAUUGUAGCUGCCAUUAUUCUAAUAGUACAGAAAGGGGGUCCUUAUCUUGCUAUCUAUCUUUGGGGGUUUAUGUUUGUUUUGUCUCUCGUCAUGAUGACAAUAUACCCAGUAUUAAUUGCACCCCUUUUUAACAAGUUUACACCGUUACCAGACGGCGAGCUUAGGACAAAAAUUGAGACCCUUGCUUCAUCUCUUAAUUUCCCUUUGAAGAAGCUGUUUGUUGUGGAUGGCUCUACAAGGUCAAGCCAUAGCAAUGCAUACAUGUAUGGGUUCUUUAAAAACAAGCGAAUUGUUCUUUAUGAUACUUUGAUUCAGCAGUGCAAAAAUGUGGAAGAAGUUGUUGCUGUGAUUGCACAUGAACUUGGUCACUGGAAACUGAAUCACACAAUGUAUUCAUUCAUUGCUGUUCAGGUUCUUACACUCUUGCAAUUUGGAGGUUUCACACUUGUAAAGAACUCAAAGGAUCUAUUUAUGAGUUUCGGGUUUGAUACUCAACCAGUCCUCAUCGGGCUUAUAUUAUUCCAGCACACGAUAAUUCCUAUCCAGCAUCUUGUAAGCUUUGGCCUCAACCUCGUAAGCCGUGCUUUUGAGUUUCAGGCUGACGCUUUUGCAAAGAAUCUUGGUUAUUCUAAACCGCUACGAGAUGGGCUAGUUAAACUACAGGAGGAGAAUUUGUCGGCGAUGAACACAGAUCCGUGGUACUCUGCUUAUCACUACUCUCACCCUCCACUGGUUGAAAGGUUGGCUGCCAUAGAUGAAGCUGAUAAGAAGGCAGAUUAACAAAGACUAUACGGCGACAUAGUUUCAGUAGGCUAAAACAAUUCUCUACCGACUACAAUGUUACCUUUUUUACCCUUUAAAUUUAAUACAUUUUUGAGUUUUAGACUUGGAAAUUAUUUCGAGGAAGUGGUGAAAGGUAAGUUAUAUCAUGUAGAUUGUGAUCCAACAUUC